Messenger RNA from Ipomoea triloba (trilobed morning glory), 3089 nucleotides. Its product is annotated as DExH-box ATP-dependent RNA helicase DExH12-like. The transcript is spliced from 2 exons. NCBI's taxonomy places the organism in Eukaryota, Viridiplantae, Streptophyta, Magnoliopsida, Solanales, Convolvulaceae. Bases 56 to 2827 code for a protein of 923 amino acids. Gene Ontology annotation, biological process: spliceosome conformational change to release U4 (or U4atac) and U1 (or U11). The record is from RefSeq and is a predicted model, not a curated record. Gene Ontology annotation, cellular component: spliceosomal complex. Gene Ontology annotation, molecular function: RNA binding; ATP binding; RNA helicase activity.
UGCCUAAAUAUUAAAAUAGGGACUAUAAAACAAUCCCUAACUUCUUCUCAUCUAUAUGAACCGCACAAGCCUCCCUCUGAGUCAUUCAGGUUUUCAGAUGUCUCAUUCACAGGAUUUCAAAAGGUUCAAGUACAAUGGCAAUUCAAGUUCUCAAGAACCACCAAAGUCCCUUUGGUCCUUACUUGAUAUCAGAAACUUUGGUAGAGUUAUGGAGAUGACUAUGGAUAUACAUUCUCUUUUUUCAUCACAGCCAAUUCCCUCUGGACAUGGCAAAAAGAGGUGCUCUCGUUAUACGUGUCUACAACCUCAAUUCUUCAUUCAAGUGGUUUGUGAUGUGUGGUUAGGAUUUGAUUUUGGUAUUCCAGGUUCCUUCCAGCAUCUCGUUUUGCCAGAAAACAUUCCUCUUCCUACUGUGCUAGUAGACGUGCAACCCCUGCCUGUGGAUGCCCUGAGAAAUCCUGCGUAUGAAGCCUUUUAUCAAGAAUUCAAACAUUUCAACCCAGUCCAAACUAAAGUCUUUAAUGUCUUAUACAAUUCUGAUGACAAUGUAUUGGUUGCAGCCCCAACAGGUAGUGGGAAGACCAUAUGCUCAGAAUUUUCAAUUUUGAGGGAUCAUCAGAAAGGAUUGUCGGACAGUGUCAUGCGUGUAGUGUAUAUAGCUCCAAGAGAGGGUCUUGCUAAGGAGCGUUAUAGUGAUUGGAAGAAGAAGUUUGGUGAUGGCCUAGGGGUCAGAGUUGUUGAACUCACUGGGGAGACAACUACUGACCUGAAACUUCUCGAGGAGGGACAAGUUGUUAUUAGCACACCUGAGAAAUGGGAUGCUUUAUCCCGUUGCUGGAAACAGUGGAAACAUGUGCAGCAAGUCAGUCUUUUCAUUGUUGAUGAGCUCCACCGGAUUGGUGAUCAGGGUGGUCAUGUCUUGGAAGUGAUUGUUGCCAGGAUGAGAUAUAUUGCAAGUCAACUCGAGAAGAAGAUCCGCAUUGUUGCUUUAUCAACUUCUGUGGUGAAUGCCAGGGAUUUGGGAGAAUGGAUUGGGGCUACCUCUAAUGGACUUUUCAGCUUUCCCAUUGGUCCCAAGCCUGUGCCCCUUGGAACACAGAUCCAGGAUGCUGAUUUUGCCAAUUCAGAGGCUCUGCUAGAUAAGGAAAACCACAUUUAUACUUCAAUUUAUACUGCAAUUGUACAGCAUGUAAGCAGUGGGAAACCUGCUAUUGUUUAUGUUCCUUCAAGAAAGCGUGUAAAUCUGGCUGUUUUUCGUUUGAAAACUUAUUUGAGAUCGCAAUGUGCAAAUCGGGUGGAGCUGCCUUUUGUUGAAAGCAUUGAGGAACACGAGUUGAAAGAAGCAUUGAAAUAUGGGGUAUGUUACUUGCAUGAGGGCUUGGCUAAGACUGAUCAAGACAUAGUGAAGACGGUGUUCAAAAAUGGAUUGGCGCAAGUAUGUGUCAUUAGCAGUUCAAUGUGUUGUGGACUACCCUUUUCAGCAAACCUGGUGAUGGUUAUGGGAACACAGCACUGUGAUGGCAGGGAAAAUGGGGCGACAGGGAAAGAUUACUGCAGGAACUUUUUGUUUGAAGCAUUAUUCCCUGUUGAAAGCCAGUUGCAACACUAUCUCCAUGAUCAUUUGAAUGCUGAGGUGGUUUCUGAAGUUAUCCAAAACAGACUGGACGCAGUUGGUUACCUAGGCAGGAGUUUCAUGUACAGAAGGCUCACUCAGAAUCCAAAUUACUACAAUUUGCAGGGUGUUGUUGAUGAUAGAAGCUGGUUGGACCACUUUUCAGUGAUUGUGAGGAAAACAUCGAGUGAUCUGGUAGCCAGCAGAUGUGUUACUUGUUUUGCUGACUACUUACUUUCACCAAAUAAUCUUGGGGUGAUAGCAUCAAAUUACUACAUUAAUUAUACAACUGUAGACCAAUUUAGUAGUUCUUUGACACCCACAACAAAGCUCAAGGGUUUACUGGAAAUUCUGACAGCAGCUUCAGAGUACCAACAGCUUCCUAUUCGGCCAGGCGAAGAGGAGUUGAUAAGAAGUCUGGUUAAUGAGCAUCGCUACUCUUUUGGGAAUCCAAAGUACUCAGAUCCAUGCGUGAAAGCUAAUGCUCUACUGCAGGCCCACUUCUGUAGGCAGAUGGUGGGUGAAGAAAAUCUGGCUGCUGACCAACAACAGGUGAUUCUUUAUGCUAGUAGGCUUCUUGGGGCCAUGGUUGAUGUUAUUUCUACUAACGGUUGGCUCAGCCUUGCACUCCUCGCUAUGGAAGUGAGCCAAAUGGUGACCCAAGCCAUGUGGGAAUGUGAUUCAAUGCUACUCCAGCUCCCACAUCUCACUAAAGAGCUAGCCAAGAAGUGCCAGGAGAAUCCUGGCAAGAGUAUCGAGACAGUUUCUGAUUUGUUGGAAAUGGAAGAUGGCGAGAGGCGUGAGCUGUUGCAAAUGCCGGACACUCAGCUGAUGGACAUUGCACGAUGUAGCCACUGCUUUCCCAACAUAGACAUGUCGUACGAAGUGGUAGGCAGCGAGAAUGUGAGGGCUAGCGGGGAAGACAUCAGUUUGAAGGUAACGGUUGGGAGAACAACAGAGGUGGCACCAGUUUUGGCACCUAGGUAUCCUGUGAAAAAAUAUGAAGGAUGGUGGGUUGUGGUUGGUGAUCCCAAAAGCAAUAAGCUGCUUGCCAUUAAGAGGGUGAUGAUGAGUGUCCAAAGGAAGUCCACAGUCAUACUUAACUUUGCUGCGCCUGCAAAAGCUGGGAAGAAGACGUAUACACUCCAUUUCAAGUGUGAUUCUUAUGUGGGUUUUGACAAGGAAUAUGUCUUUACUGUUGAUGCUAAAGAGUAAUUAGGUGUGAGAAAUAAGCAAGACUUAGAACAUUGUGGUUAUAUAUAUUUAUUUAUUGAUAUCUCUAUGUAUACUGUUUCUUUUGGGCAUUUAUAGGUAAGUUGGCUGCCUAAUGGCUACUGCUUUCAGUCAGCAACAUCGGAUCCUUAUAACAUGCCUCCUCUUUCAUGUUGUUGUAGUUGUUAAUUCAUGUGCACAUUUGUUGGCAUCAUGUAAAUAUAUAGUCAAUACUUAUUUCGUUAGGCACACUUUAUGGCACUAA